AUGGGGAUAAAAAGGCUACCAUCAUAUAGAGAUUACUGGAGUACAGGACCAGACUUGAAUGACCCUUUUAUAUCUAAGCAAAUGACAGUCAAUAGAUUUGGAUGGUUUUUGUCUAAUCUCCAUUGCAACGAUAGUUCAUUAGAACCAAAACGUGGAUCACCCAGUUUUGACAAAUUAUACAAGCUUAGGACUGUGAUUGAAAAAUUAAGUGAAUGUUUUCUAAAAUCCAAAAAUCUUACCCAAAAUCUUACAAUUGAUGAGUCAAUGGUAAAAUUCAAAGGCCGCUCUACUAUAAAACAAUAUAUGCCACAAAAACCGAUCAAAAGGGGGUACAAGAUUUGGAUGCUCAAUGAUAAAACUAAGUAUACAUCAAAGUUUCAAGUUUAUACUGGAAAAGUUGUAGGUGGUGUGGAAAAGUUAUUAGGUGAAAAGAUAGUAAACGAUCUCAUGUUAUCCACUUUUUCAAAAUCUAAUGAAAAAAAAAUCUAUGCAUGUGGUACAAUUAGGUCAAAUAGAAAAUACCUCCCAAAUUUUUUACCUGAUAAAAACUUAAAAAGAGGAGACUUUGAUUACUUUACAAGUAAUCACAACAUAGCAGUUUACAAAUGGAUGGAUAAUAAACCUGUGUAUAUGAUCUCAUCCUUACACUCGCCCAAUGACACUUUUCAAGUAAAAAGAAAACUCAAAGAUGGAAAUACUACUAUGGUCCCCUGUCCAAAAGUGCUUAUAGGUUACAAUAUUAAUAUGAAUAAUGUUGAUGUUUUUGAUCAGCUAAAAGCAGCAUAUGGAAUCAACCGAAAAGCUAAAAAAUGGUGGCAUAGGUUAUUUUUUCAUUUUCUUGAUAUGGCUAUAGUCAAUGCUUUUAUACUUUUUAAAGAACUAACUAAAGAAAAGCUUUCUAUGAAAGACUUUCGGAGGCGAAUAGUUGAUGGUUUAUUAGCUCCAAAUCAACUACAACCUCAAAAAAAAAAAAAAAAUAAAAGUUCCUGUCGUAUUUCCAAACAUAAACCACAUAUUUCUCCUGAAGUUCGAUUCCAAAGUUCUGUACAUCAGCCCGCCCGUGGGACGUUAAGAAGAUGUGGACAUUGUAGCACAAAAAAAAAUAAAAAAAGAACAGAAUGGCUGAAACAGUCACUUAAAGUCGAGAAAUCAGAAAUAAAAAAUCCUGUGCUUCAAAGGGCUAGAGGCCUAGAGUUGACGCAUCCAAAAAGCAAGGCGAUCAUGCUGUCCAGAAGGCGGGCCUACAUGCCACCGAGCUUUUACAUCGGGGGACACCCAAUUGACCUCAAAGACAGCCUCCGGUAUCUCGGAGUCUUCGUUGGCAAUAGGUUAACGUUUGCCGGCCACAUCAAGAUCGCAGCGAAAAAGGCGUCUCACUCAGCGGCCGCUCUGGCUCGGCUCAUGCCAAACGCGAGGGGCCCGUGCUAG
Molecule: messenger RNA, 1428 nt
Organism: Acyrthosiphon pisum (pea aphid)
Lineage: Eukaryota; Metazoa; Arthropoda; Insecta; Hemiptera; Aphididae
Product: piggyBac transposable element-derived protein 4-like
Exons: 3
Coding region: 1-1428 (475 amino acids)
Source: RefSeq, a predicted model, not a curated record